CUGCUUACUCCGUCCGAAUUUGAUAAACAAACGACCUACUUUUAGUUCAAACUUCAACUACCUUGUUCUUUAUUGUUCAUAGAAAAUACUUCUCAUAAAAUGCUUAAAUUCAAUUUAAUCGUUGCGGCCACCGAGAAGCUCGGUAUAGGAAAAAAUGGCACGUUUCCUUGGCCAAGUCUAAAGAAGGAAAUGGCUCACUUUACCAAACUGACAAAGGGCACAGCUCAAUUGAAUUCCAAAAAAAAUAUUGUCAUAAUGGGCAGAAAGACGUGGGAGAGUAUACCGGCAAAGUUUCGGCCUUUGCCGAAUCGUAUUAAUUUCGUUUUAUCUACCUCAAAGUUAGACUCUGAAAAGGCACCGGAUGUGUACGGGUUCAACUCUUGGGACGAAUUGUACGAUAAGCUAAAUGAUGAGAAGUUUAAGGAGGAAUAUGAACAAAUUUGGAUUAUUGGUGGAGGUGGUAUUUAUAAGCAUGCUUUGAAAUCAAAAUAUUUCUAUCGAUUGUAUUUAACAGACAUAAAACAGGAAUUCGACUGUGACGUUUUCUUUCCAACUUUUAGUAACUUAAUGGAAGUGAGCGAUCCUGAAGUACCUGCAGGGAUCCACGAAGAAAGUGGAGUACAAUACGAGUUUAAAGUGUACCAAAACGAAUUAUUUGAAGAAUGCGCAUAAAUAAACUUUCAGAAUUC
Photinus pyralis (common eastern firefly) is the source of this 689-nucleotide messenger RNA. Its product is annotated as dihydrofolate reductase. Gene Ontology annotation, biological process: dihydrofolate metabolic process; tetrahydrofolate biosynthetic process; glycine biosynthetic process. Gene Ontology annotation, cellular component: mitochondrion. The coding region runs from base 100 to 672 and encodes 190 amino acids. Gene Ontology annotation, molecular function: dihydrofolate reductase activity; NADP binding. Lineage: Eukaryota; Metazoa; Arthropoda; Insecta; Coleoptera; Lampyridae. The record is from RefSeq and is a predicted model, not a curated record. The transcript has 4 exons.